This is a messenger RNA of Sabethes cyaneus, 3216 nucleotides long. RefSeq lists its product as uncharacterized. Gene Ontology annotation, biological process: proteolysis. The coding region runs from base 1 to 3216 and encodes 1071 amino acids. Lineage: Eukaryota; Metazoa; Arthropoda; Insecta; Diptera; Culicidae. Gene Ontology annotation, molecular function: aspartic-type endopeptidase activity. The transcript has 2 exons. The record is from RefSeq and is a predicted model, not a curated record.
AUGCCGCCUGCUGCAUCGUCUACAGCGAAGAAGGUUGCAUCCUUGAAGUCACUGCAAACCAAGUUGAAGGGCUUGCAUGCUUCGUUUCGAAAUAUCGCCGAGUUUGUUUCCAACUACCCACAGGACACAACCGCCAGUCAGAUAGCAGUACGUCUCGAACGAUUGACAGAUUUAUGGGACAAGAUAACGGAAAUUACUUAUGAGGUUGAAUCUCAUGAAGACUUUAUUGUGGAAGAAGAUGCCUUCGCUAAGGAGCGCUUAGAGUUCGAAAAUCGUUACUUUGAUAUUAAAUCGUUUCUGAUAGAUAAGGCAAGGGAGUUGCAGGAUCCUCCGGUUUUAGAGCAAUCUACAAGGCAUUUAGAUAACUCAACGCUAGGGCAAGUGGAUCACAUACGGUUACCUCAAAUCAAACUUCAGUCCUUCGAUGGUAAGAUAGACGACUGGCUUAGCUUCAGGGAUCUAUUCACCUCUAUGAUUCACUGGAAAUCGGAUCUACCGGAGGUAGAAAAGUUACAUUAUUUAAAAAGCAGCCUUCAAGGGGAGGCAAAGGCUUUGAUCGAUCCAAUUAAGACUACCAGAGGAAAUUAUCAAAUCGCUUGGGAAACUUUACUUAAACGCUAUAAUAACAGCAAGUUGCUGAAGAAGCGGCAAAUUCAAUCACUGCUUAACCUGUCCACUGUUGCAAGGGAAUCUGGUCCUAAAUUACAUGCGCUACUAGAGGCUUUUCAACGCAUUGUCCACACUUUAGACCAGAUAGUACAGCCAGCGGACUAUAAGGAUCUACUAUUGGUUAACAUUCUCAUUACUCGUUUGGAUGGUAGCACUCGCAGAAGCUGGGAGGAGUAUUCUGCCAAUAAGGAGCAAGAUUGUCUCAAGGAUCUGGUUGACUUCUUACAACGUCGAGUUCAAGUUCUCGAGUCUCUUCCAUCAAGGCAUUCCGAGAGUAAACGUGAGUCUUCGCCAGUUAAGAAAAGGGUGCCAUCGUUUAGAGUCAGCCAUAAUGCAACACAAAAUUCUACUGGUAAAUGUCCAGCAUGUCCUGAGACACAUUGGCUUCACACCUGCCCGGUCUUUCAAAAAAUGUCUGUUGCUAACAGGGAAUCCUUGCUACGAAUUCACUCACUCUGUCGCAACUGUUUCAAAAGGGGCCAUCAAGCGAAAAGUUGCCUAUCUAAAUAUUCCUGCAGGAAGUGUAAGGCUCGACAUCAUACAAUGGUUUGCUUUAGGUCGGACGGAGAAGGCAAAGACUAUAAACCCAGCGAAGUUCAAAGACCGUCGACAAGCAACAUGGUGGUAGCUGAAACAUCAGAAGAAGCAAUUACGAGGGUGUCGAACCAGGCUUCAACUCAAGGUGUCUCCGCUAGCGCUUCCACGGAAAGGAUUACAAAUAUACUUCUAGCAACGGCAAUAAUAAUAAUCGAAAAUGACAAUGGUUUGUGUCAUCAUGCUCGCGCCUUACUCGAUUCGGGAUCAGAAUGUAAUUUCAUUUCUGAAGCUUUAUGUCAACGGUUAAAAGUAUCCAGGCAAGGGGUCGAGAUUUCAGUUCUUGGAGUAGGUCAGGUCGCAACAAAGGUGAAGCACAGUGUCCGUGCAAUAGUUAAAUCAAGAGUCUCAACAUUUGCCAAGAAAAUGGAUUUCCUCGUUUUACCAAAGGUUACCGUAAAUUUACCAACAUCACCUGUAAAGCCCUUCGGAUGGGAUAUACCGGAGGAUAUUAGACUGGCUGAUCCCGCUUUCUUUCAAUCGAGAGGUGUCGAUUUGGUCCUGGGUAUUCAAGCGUUUUUCAGUUUCUUUCAGACUGGAAAUGAAUUAUCACUAGGAGAUGGUCUACCGCAAUUAACGGAGUCAGUUUUCGGAUGGGUGGUAUCCGGAGAAGUAGAAUCUACUAAAAGGCCAUCACAAACUGUAUGUAACAUGGCGGUAUCAGGCACAUUGGAGCAGUUAAUGGAACGGUUUUGGGCCUCUGAGGAGGUAGGAUACGAUAACAACUACUCGCCUGAGGAAGUGCGCUGUGAGGAGCAGUAUCAGAGGACAACUCGUCGAGAUUCGAAUGGCCGGUUCACAGUAACGCUACCAAAGGACGAAAAUGUACUAAAUCAGUUGGGAUCAUCAAAGGAUAUCGCUUUAAAACGUCUUCUAGGAUUGGAAAGAAGGCUCGAACGAGAUGCAGAGCUGCGCAAACAAUAUGAAGCGUUUAUGUUAGAAUACCUUCAAUUAGGGCACAUGCAGAAGGUGGAAUGCAGUGCGCAAGAAGAAUCCAAUCGUUGUUAUUUACCACACCAUCCUGUCGUAAAAAACUCCAGUACCACUACCAAGGUUAGGGUGGUCUUUGAUGCCUCCUGUAAAACGUCAACGGGGAUUUCGCUUAAUGAUGCGCUAUUUGUUGGACCGAUCGUACAGCAGGACUUGCGGUCGAUCAUACUUCGCUGUCGAACUCGUCAGAUAAUGGUUGUCGCUGAUGUAGAGAAAAUGUUUCGCCAAAUUAACAUGGAUAACGCAGAUACCCCAUUGCAAAGUAUAUUGUGGCGAUUCAAUCGAGAUGAACAGUUUGCAACGUACGAACUUAAAACGGUCACGUACGGAACGAAACCGGCACCGUACCUAGCAAGUCGAACCCUAAAACAACUCGCUGAGGAUGAACGGGAACAGUUUCCUCUCGCGGCUCAGGCAGUAAAUGAAGACAUCUACAUGGACGAUGUAAUAUCUGGAACCAACGAUAUCAACACCGCAGUUGAAUUACGAAGACAGUUAGACAGCAUGCUGGCGGGCGGAGGAUUUAAACUACGAAAAUGGGUAUCUAAUAGCAAACAGGUACUGGAAGGUAUACCAAGGGAGAAUCUGGCACUCCCUGAGACGGAAGAAGUUAGCUGGGACCGUGAUGCAACGGUAAAAACUUUAGGACUGUCUUGGCUACCUAAAACGGAUUGUCUAAAAUUUCAAUUUGCCAUUCCUCCACUCAGUAAAGAGGAACAUCUAACAAAGCGAACGAUUCUAUCUAUUAUCGCAUCGCUGUUCGACCCUCUAGGGCUAUUGGGUGCAACGAUAGUGAAGGCAAAAAUAUUAAUGCAAAGAUUAUGGCACCUCGAUAACGGCCAAGGGGAAAGGCUAUCAUGGGAUGAACCGGUACCGGAAAUGAUGCUUCGGAAAGGGCUUUUGGCUGUUGUUUAUAUCUUCGAAGCACUGAUGGGAACGGAAGAUAUACAGUCCAACUACUAA